AUGCAGCAGAAGAAGCAGAAACAGCAGCAGAAGACACAGAUGCAGCAGCAGCAGCAGCAGCAGCAGAAGUGCUGCUGCAGGACGGCGCCUUUCAGCUGUCUCUCAACGAGCUGCAGCAGCUGCUGCAGCUGCCUAUACACCGCAGCAGCUGCGUAUACACCUGAGGGGUGUGUGUGGUUGUUUCUUAGAGCAGAAGUGCUGCUGCAGGACGGCGCCUUUCAGCUGUCUCUCAACGAGCUGCAGCAGCUGCUGCAGCCGCAGCAGCAGCAGCAGCAGCAGCAGCAGCAGCAGCAGCAGGUGCUGCAUGCGCUUGAGUUUCUUACGCAGACAAAAUUCGAUACUUUCUAUUCUCUCCUCAAGUACUGGCCUAGGGGCCCCGGGGGCCCCCGUUCUCCUCUGCUGCAGCAGCAGCUAGCUGUGCUGCUGCAGCAGCUAGCUGCUGCUGUUGUUGCUGCUGCUGCUGCUCUUCCUACUGAAGAAAACCCCCUGGGGAGCUUUGAGUUGCUGCUGCAGCUGCAGCGGCGUGUGCUGCUGCAGCCGCAGCAGCAGCAGCAACCCCACCAGCACCAGCAGCAGCAGCAGCAGCAGCAGCAGCAGCAGGAAGACAGCAGCAGCAGCAAACAUGAGCCAGCUGACGGCAGCAGCGACAAACGGAAGAGACAGAAGAAAGCAGCAGCAGCAGCAAAGGGUAGCAGCAGAACAGCUGCUGCUGCUGCUGCUGCUGCUGCUGCUGCUGAUGACGAUGAUGAUGAUUCUCCUGCUGCUGCAGCAGCAGCAGCAGCAGCAGCAGCAGCAGCAGCAGCAGCAGCAGACAGAAGAGACAAUUUGUUUUCUAUUUUAUCUCAGCUGCUGCAUGCAGCGAAAACCCUUACACAGUGUGAAGGCUGUUCUCUGCUUCUGGGGGAGAGGAGCUGCAGCAGCUGCAGCAGCAGAGCGGCUUGGAGGCUGUUCUCUGCUUCUGGGGGAGAGGAGCUGCAGCAGCUGCAGCAGCAGCAGCAGCUGCUGCUGCAGCUGUUCUUGUUAGGCAUAUCAGUGCAGAACAGCAGCAGCAGCAGCAGCAACAGCAGCAGCAGCAGCAGCAGGAGACAAUGCUUGCCAGCAGCAGCAGCAGAUGCUGCUGCUGUUGCGAAAGAAGGGCUGAGGAGUUUGCUGCUGCAGCUCGACGGACAGCUGAGGCAUCUGCUGCUGCAGCAGCGUGCUGCAGCAGCAAAGGAGCAGCAGCAGCAGCAGCAGCAGCAGCAGCAGCAGCAGGAUGAGCAGCGGGAGACAACAGCAACAGAGUCUGAGCAGCACGAAGAAGACACAGCUGACGAAGAAGGAGACAUAAUUGCUGCUGCAGCAGCAACAGCAAAGGAGACAAAAGAUGCAGCUACACAGCAGCAGCAGCAGCAGCAGCAGCAGCAGCAGCAGCAGGAAGAGUUUAGCUGCGACGAGCUGGAGACGCUGCUAGCAGCAGCAGCAGCAGCAGCAGAAGAGAAGCUGCUGUGGCUGUCUCCCCUGAAGCCUGUGCUGCUGCAGCAGCAAGCAGCUGCAGCAGCUGCAGCAGCAGCGGCAGCAGCAGCAGCAGGAAGAGGAAGAACACACACACGCAGCAGCAACAGCAGCAGCAACAAAGAAACAUACCAGCACCAGCAGCAGCAGCAGCAGCAGCAGCAGCAGCAGCAGCAGCAAUGUAGAUAUACAGAAUGA
Eimeria mitis is the source of this 1689-nucleotide messenger RNA. RefSeq lists its product as uncharacterized. Gene Ontology annotation, molecular function: transcription coregulator activity. The record is from RefSeq and is a predicted model, not a curated record. Lineage: Eukaryota; Apicomplexa; Conoidasida; Eucoccidiorida; Eimeriidae. Gene Ontology annotation, biological process: regulation of transcription by RNA polymerase II. Gene Ontology annotation, cellular component: nucleus; SWI/SNF complex.